UCGCGAGGCUGUGAGCAGCCACAGUGCCCUGCUCAGAAGCUUGGGGCUCGUCAGUCAAGCCAGUUCUCUCUCCCAUCGCACUCGGAAGACUGGGUGGGUGAGUGGCCCUUAGUUCUGAGAGCAGAGCAACAGCACCCCAGUCCUGGUCUUCUAGUUCCAAGCCCCCCGCUGCCUGCCCGGCGCCAGCAUGGCCACCAUCACCUGCACCCGCUUCACGGAAGAGUACCAGCUCUUCGAGGAACUGGGAAAAGGAGCCUUCUCGGUGGUGCGCCGCUGUGUGAAGGUGCUGGCUGGCCAAGAGUACGCUGCAAAGAUCAUCAAUACCAAGAAGCUCUCGGCUCGAGACCACCAGAAGCUGGAGCGUGAGGCCCGCAUCUGCCGCCUGCUGAAGCACCCCAAUAUCGUCCGACUCCAUGACAGCAUCUCUGAGGAGGGACACCACUACCUGAUCUUCGACCUGGUCACAGGUGGGGAGCUGUUUGAGGACAUCGUAGCCCGGGAGUACUACAGUGAAGCUGAUGCCAGCCACUGUAUUCAGCAGAUCCUGGAGGCUGUGCUGCAUUGCCACCAGAUGGGGGUGGUCCACCGGGAUCUGAAGCCGGAGAAUCUGCUUCUGGCCUCCAAGCUCAAGGGCGCAGCAGUGAAACUGGCGGAUUUCGGCCUAGCCAUAGAGGUGGAAGGGGAGCAGCAAGCCUGGUUCGGGUUCGCAGGGACACCUGGAUACCUCUCCCCAGAAGUUCUGCGCAAGGACCCAUAUGGCAAACCUGUGGAUCUGUGGGCCUGUGGGGUGAUCCUAUACAUCCUACUGGUUGGGUAUCCCCCAUUCUGGGAUGAGGACCAGCACCGCCUGUACCAGCAGAUCAAAGCCGGCGCAUAUGAUUUCCCAUCUCCAGAAUGGGACACUGUCACCCCAGAAGCCAAGGAUCUGAUCAACAAGAUGUUAACCAUCAAUCCCUCCAAACGCAUCACAGCUGCCGAGGCCCUCAAGCACCCCUGGAUUUCUCACCGCUCCACAGUGGCCUCCUGCAUGCACAGGCAGGAGACCGUCGACUGCCUGAAGAAAUUCAACGCCAGGAGAAAACUGAAGGGGGCCAUUCUUACCACCAUGCUGGCCACCAGGAACUUCUCAGGGGGCAAGAGUGGAGGGAACAAGAAGAACGAUGGUGUGAAGAAAAGAAAGUCCAGUUCCAGCGUUCAGUUAAUGGAAUCUUCAGAGAGCACCAACACUACCAUCGAGGAUGAAGACACCAAAGUGCGGAAGCAGGAAAUUAUAAAAGUGACAGAGCAGCUGAUCGAAGCCAUAAGCAAUGGAGACUUUGAGUCUUACACGAAGAUGUGUGACCCUGGAAUGACGGCUUUUGAACCUGAGGCCCUGGGGAACCUGGUGGAGGGCCUGGACUUCCAUCGAUUCUAUUUUGAAAACCUGUGGUCACGGAACAGCAAGCCGGUGCACACCACCAUCCUGAAUCCCCACAUCCACCUGAUGGGUGACGAGUCGGCCUGCAUCGCCUAUAUCCGCAUCACACAGUACCUGGACGCGGGGGGCAUCCCGCGCACCGCCCAGUCGGAGGAGACCCGCGUGUGGCACCGCCGUGAUGGCAAGUGGCAGAUCGUCCACUUCCACAGAUCAGGAGCACCAUCCGUGCUGCCUCAUUGAGGAUCAGGCUGGGGCGCAGGACCACAGAGAUCUGCUUCCUGGUCCAUACACACUGACUGUUGGCUUCUCCUGCUUGGAUUUUGCUGGAAUCCCCCACCCCAUCUCCUCACCACCACCAACUCUUUCUACCCAGACCUCGGGAAAACUCACCAGAUGGCAGAUCUCACUCUUUCCUUGGCCAGGCCAGUGCGGGGCUCUCUAGGCUGGGGCCCUGGGAACUGGUCCUGCAGAGACCCUACACUGGCUGCUGACUUGCUGUUGCUUGGCCAGAGGCCAGAGUACCCCAACUGUGUACUCCUCUGGGGCCAGGGAGAGGAAGGGGCAGAGUUGGAACGUGAGGAAUCCAUCUGCUCAUUCCUCUCCCUUGGGAUGGGGAAAGUAGUCCCUCAGCCGCCUGCCCCUCAGUGCAACCAGACAAUUCUGCCCUCCCCAGGGGUCCGGCGGGCUCUCUCCCUCAGUGUGGGCCCACAGCCUCCCAGGGUGUCCCCACUUUCUCCUCCCUCCCCCUGCCCACUUGCCCUUUGAUUACUAAUCACCCAUUCCAACUGCCUCAUCCUUGGCUUGGAGAAUUCCAGCUUCAUCUGAGGGAGAGAACCAGAUCGUGCUCUGGGGGGGCAAAGAAAGCACUGUCAGGUCCCUUUCCACUUGGCCCGCAUGCCUUUUUCUAGCCAAACUUUCGUGUUUUGUAAACGGGUUUCGAGUUCCUGGUAUGUGUCAUCUCUAGGGCUCUCCCACGACUGUGCAAGGACUGGGCUGGGGUGGGCUGGGGUGGUAGAGGGUGCAGGCAGAUUUUUCUGUUCUAGGUCUUCCUUCAGUCAUCUCAGACAGGGACUGGCUCCUGAGUUCCUGGGACUCAAGGACUUAGCCCCUGGGACUGGGCUUUCCUGAAUUUGGGUUCCUGAGCUCUCAGAGUUUGGGGAGGAGUGGGGUGUGCUGGAAAACUGCUGGAGCAGGUGGGGGAGGCAUGGCGGAGGCUCAGCUGUACUUUUCCUCGCUGACCUCCCAAACUGGGGUCCUCCCUCCACGUCUCUCAUGGCUUUACCCCCCCACAGCUCCGUGUGCCCCAUACCCUGACCUGUGGGGUCACUAGCAUGUGCCCUCACUGCUGCUCCCUGGGCACCUCAGGCUCGCAGCUCCACACAUCACGAGGCAGACAUGCCGUGGAUGCCAUGUCCCUGUGUCCAGCUCAGGCUGCACAGCUCUGAACCCCAACCCUCUCCAUCCCCGGGCCUGACUGGGAUGUGAAUGCCAUAGCACACCCACUAGGAGCUACUAUCUGCACUGUUUUCUUUGCAUGACUUUAUAUGCAGUAUGUAUGUUAAAAAAAAAGAAGAAAAACACUCAGAAAAAACAAUCUACAUGUUUUGGACAAAAAAAAAUAUAUUAGAGGUCGUGCUCUCAGUGUCCAUCUCGGACCCCGGCUGCCACCUCCUGUAACAUUUCUGGCCUCUGUGUGGCCAUGUUUGCCAGCAUGAGGUACUAUCCACUGCAGGAUUUCUGGUGAGCAGGAGUCAUAUCCCUAGAGAUUCAGAGGAAGUCCUGGAUCUCCCAAACCUGUGCAGAGUCCUGGGUUUUGGAAGCUGUGGGUGUGGAACUUCCUGUUCUCCUCAGCAGCUACAUAUUGAUCCCUGGGCUCCUCCGCUCUGCCCUGGCACACGGGCAGACCGAGUGCAGCCAAAGUAGAGGCCGCCAUACCUCCUGGUUUCAGGUCAGCCUCUCAUGGGCUGGGUCCUUCCCAGAAGCCCAGGAGCCAUGCCCAGGGUGCAGUGGGCACCAGUAAGGCCCAGGGACCUCUGUGUGCCAGCAGCAAACUGCCACCUCCCUGUGAACUGCCUUUUCCCCACUGUUCUCCCUAAGCCAAGGGGCAAGUGCCACCUGAGACCUCUUCAGCCUCAAUUUCCCCAUCAGUUCAGUUAUUGCUCCUGCCUGGCUGUGUCGCAGGACCGAUGGGGAAUGGUGAGAGGAAGGCUUAUGGCUGUGAGAGGCACGGUGGCGCCUCAUUGGACUAGGCACUGGACUCUUGUUCCUUCUGGGCCUAGUCAGCCCCUCAUUCCCCCUUGUGGUGCCUGUCAACUGCAUAUCAGCAGUGACUGGGGGAAAGAGCAUGGCUUGGAAGUUAGGAUCCCAUUCCCAGCUCUCACUAGACCUGCUGUGUGACUCUGGGCAAAUCCUUUUCCGUUUCUGGCCCUCAGUUUCUCAAUCAGAGGAAAUUGAACUUAAGGACCCCACAGACCUGUCUCACCUUUGCUGACAUGCCUCCUGCCUCACUCUGUCCCUCUCCAAGCCAGAGAAGUAGUAGCAGGUCCCUUUCCCAGGCUGAGAUGGCCCCACUGUGAAGGCCACGCCUGGAGGUGGCAGUCAGCCAGUGUAGCCCACAGGCACUGGGCAACCAUGAGGCAGUAAAUAGAGACACAAGACAGUCAAACAAAACAUAAGAUAGCCAAACUCCGCUCCCUCCGACACCUCCUGCAGAUGCAAAAAAUAAUAAUAAUAAAAUAAUAAAAAAAUCCAAACCUAAGAUGAAAGCUAGGCCCCAGCUUGCAAACAUGUUUACCGGAAAGUGUCGAAUGGGCUUUGUGCCCACCAAGGCCUGAAUCCUAAGUGGCCCAUGGCCUCCUGCCUCCCUGUAAAGGGAGACUCUUUGGGGGGAAUUCAUAUGCCAGACUCCCCAUGCUGGUUCUCUGUUACUAUUUGUUUAGAGUUUUGUUUCUUUUUUUUUUUUUCCCCUUUCUAAAAACUAUGUGGCUGUGAAUUUGAAUGACCACUGCUCAAACUUUCUGCUACUGGGGGGAGGGGGAAAGGGACGUCUGUUUUAUUCUUAGUGUUUUCAGUGCAAUAAAUAGCUACAAACAUC
Messenger RNA from Suncus etruscus (white-toothed pygmy shrew), 4511 nucleotides. RefSeq names its product calcium/calmodulin dependent protein kinase II alpha (gene CAMK2A). Gene Ontology annotation, cellular component: cytoplasm; neuron projection. Bases 188 to 1657 code for a protein of 489 amino acids. The transcript has 19 exons. The record is from RefSeq and is a predicted model, not a curated record. Lineage: Eukaryota; Metazoa; Chordata; Mammalia; Eulipotyphla; Soricidae. Gene Ontology annotation, biological process: protein phosphorylation. Gene Ontology annotation, molecular function: ATP binding; calmodulin binding; calcium/calmodulin-dependent protein kinase activity.